Messenger RNA from Kwoniella botswanensis, 1824 nucleotides. RefSeq lists its product as uncharacterized. Gene Ontology annotation, biological process: transmembrane transport. NCBI's taxonomy places the organism in Eukaryota, Fungi, Basidiomycota, Tremellomycetes, Tremellales, Cryptococcaceae. Bases 1 to 1824 code for a protein of 607 amino acids. Gene Ontology annotation, cellular component: plasma membrane. The record is from RefSeq and is a predicted model, not a curated record. The transcript has 10 exons. Gene Ontology annotation, molecular function: transmembrane transporter activity.
AUGAGCAACAACGACAAAGAGAAAGAAGUCGGAACAUCCGAAGGAUCAACUUCGACCACAACUAGAGACUCAGAUCGACCUUAUCGAAGUAAAUACCUAGAUCCGGAAUCACCUUCAGUAUCAGUAUCGGAUUCAGAGAAACACGAUACCUUCGAUUCUUCUUUUCCCACCACUGCCACCCGCCCCAGGGCAGCAUCGCGCCCAAAGAUCCCACAUCUGGGUACAGGGUCUACAACGCAGAAUUAUAAUCAUGGAGACAAGCUAUCGAGGAUGGCCAGUGGGCUGUCCAGAAUGUCGUCCCAUCAGGCGAAUGAAUUGGAGGAAGACCUCAGGAGACAUAUCUCGAUACAUGGGAAGAGGAGACAUUCAGAAGGUAUCCUAGAGGAUAGAGCUGUGGUGGAUUUAGGGAAUGGAGAGGAAGAAGUUAUUAUAGUGGAUUGGAUACCGGAUGAUCCUGAUAACCCCUUCAACUGGUCGCCCGCCCGGAAAUAUGCCAUCCUCCUCACCUGCGUUUUCAUCACUUUUACAGGUGCCGCUUCUCUAGUGAGCGUCGGAAUCUUAGCGACAUGGGGAACAGAUUAUUUCCACGUGUCGAGAGAAGUAUUCUUACUUCAACUUACUUUGCCUAUGAUGGCUAUCGCUUUUACACCUAUGGUGUUAGCGCCGCUGAGCGAGGUGAUCGGACGUAAUAUGAUUUAUCAAAUCACUUCGAUCCUUAACUUAUUACUGUUCAUACCUCAAUGUCUUUCCAAGAAUCAUAAUGGUGUCCUGGCUGCUCGAUUCUUGCAAGGUAUGACCCAGAGUGUGGGCAAUUCCAUGGUGGGCGGUACAGUAGCGGAUAUGUUUUACCCUAAACAACGAGGAAUCGCCAUGGGAGUAUUUAGCGUGAUGAUCUUUUGUGCUCAAGGGAGUGGUAUACCUGCCAUAGGCUGGAUAGGCCAGAAUCUAGGUAUGAGGUGGUCAUAUAUUAUACAAACAAUCGCUGCUGCUUUGAAUGUCAUUCUCAACGCUAUCGUCUUACGUGAAACUCGUGCGGAUGUCCUGCUCUCACGAAGAGCUAAGAAGCUCACAAAGAAAACGGGGAAGAAACACAUUUGUGCGGCGGAUCUGCAAAAGAGCAGUUUCCUAAGUGUGAUGAGGAUAUCAUUGAUUAGGCCAUUCCAAUACCUGCUCACCGAACCUAUCGUCAGCGCUUUAUCCGCUUGGAUAGGGUUCGCCUGGUCGUGUGUCUUCAUGUUUGGUUCGUCGGUGAUCUUGGUCUUUGAGGCAUAUGGGUUCAAUCCAGCACAAGCGGCGAGUUUCGAAGUCACCCUCGCCAUCGCAGCUUUCUUUGGAUUCGCAUGUCAAUUCCACCAAGAUUACCUAUACCGCCGAGCGGCAACAAAGAACGGCGGCAAGGCGCCUCCCGAAGCAAGAUUAUACUGGGCUGCAUGGGGUGGGUUGAUGUUCCCCAUAUUCUGUUUUAUCUACGCUUGGACAGGUAGAGCAGGAGUCGUCCAUUGGGCUGUACCUGCUGUAUGCCUCGUAGGGUGUUAUACAGGUAUUUUCAUGAUGUAUACUGGGGUUUUCACGUAUCUCGCCGACGCAUAUGAAGUAUAUUCAUCGUCCGCUCAAGCGUCUCAAAGCUUCGUUAGAAACCUGUUUUCUGGACUGUUCCCUCUAUUCAGUCGACAAAUGUACAUAGGUAUGGGCUAUCAAUAUGCCAGUACGCUGGUAGCUGCCGUUGCUCUUAUCUUAGCAGCAGCACCAUUCUUACUGAUCUUGUACGGGAAGAAAUUACGGAAAAGGAGUAAAGUCUGUAGUACCCUAUAUAAGGACGAUUGA